CGGCGGCCGCGCGCUGAGCCAGCGCCAUGUACCCUGCGUCGAGUGGCCCGUGCCCAGUGCGAUGCGCCACCAACAGUUCUUUCCUCGUCGACAACCUGCUGUCUGGCCGAGUGUCCAGGCCCGUGCCCGUGUCGCCCACCACGACCGCGUUACCCGUCGAGUACUGUUCUUCGCCUUCUCCAAAAACAGCUGUUGACAGUAGUAGGGAUGAAGAGGAGGACUCCAGCACGCCACAGCUUAAGUUUGGUGUGACAGCGAUCUUGGCUGAUAACGGCAAGGAUAACAGCGCGAGGAUGCGAAAUCCACUCUUUUCUGCCGGUGUAAAGCCGGAGCUUCGAGAACUUCUGGAGCAGUUGCAGAGGUCACAAGGAUUUCUGCCACGGUGCUUCGUCAGCGAAAGAUCAAAGUUGGCGCCCUGCAAGGACGACAAGAGUCUACCGCCUUCGCCUUGUCCAACGGGUGCAUCGUGUGGUCAAUUGGGCUGUGGCUUUCCUGGUGUCGCGAAGCCCGUUCCCCGGAGCCUAUUCGAAUCGCCGCUACAAUCGCUCGUCGCGUGUCGGUCUUCCUACCUCACAGAGCCAAUGAGCAGAGAGCCCAGCUGGCAGUUUCUCUGCGAUAAAGGAAAAGGGGCUCAUAUCAGUGGGCAGACAGUGGAUUUCAUUGUGGCACCCUUCCAUUCUUAUCACGGGGCCCAAUUGCAGCGACAUCUGGUUCCAACCCUAGGUCCAGGACUUCAUGGAGACCAUAGCAUGUCCCUUGGGCCACGAGGAGGACCUCAUGGGGGUCUGGGUUUCCCUGUACCAGCCACAUUCCCUUGGGCAGCUACAGCAAGAGGCAAGCCCCGUCGAGGAAUGAUGCGUCGGGCGGUAUUCUCGGAUGCUCAACGGCAGGGCCUCGAAAAGCGCUUCCAGAUACAGAAGUACAUCAGCAAGCCCGAUCGAAAGAAGCUCGCCGAGAAGCUCGGACUCAAGGACUCACAGGUGAAGAUCUGGUUCCAGAACCGCCGCAUGAAGUGGCGCAACUCUAAGGAGCGGGAGCUCCUGUCAAGCGGCGGUUCCCGCGAGCAGACGCUGCCUACCAAGACUAACCCCAAUCCGGACCUCAGUGACGUUGGUAUGGGCAGUGGGCCCCCACGGCCUAUCCACCACCCCGGAAGGCAGCAAGAAGACGACGAGGACCACCUUGACGACAGCGAUGUGGAUGUCGAAGCCGAGGUCAAGGUGCUCUGAGAACGUUUCGUGUGCCCACUCGCUUUCGGGGCUGUUUCUUCUGUGCCUACCUACUGUUCCUAGUCGGACUGUGUGCCACGGACGUGUGUGAACUGAUGGCCUCUUGGUGUGCAAAGAACUUGAAGCUUUUCUGGCAAAGACACGUGGUUGGCAUCUGCGCAGUGCGCGUCACCUCGAAACUGGCUCCGCUCUCGUGGCAUGAACUGGCAAAUAACCUGGUUCUUCUUGGGCGAUUUCAUUUGUUCUAAAGGAAUGUAGUAUUGUAUGUGUCUGUUGAACGCACGUUCUUGCCGGGAUGGCCAAAAGGCAUUGAAUCGUUUGUUUAAUUGCGCGAUGCUAUGUAAGAAAGAAAUGAAGUUUAUCAUCCACAGUGUA
This is a messenger RNA of Ornithodoros turicata, 1604 nucleotides long. Its product is annotated as homeobox protein BarH-like 1. The transcript is spliced from 6 exons. NCBI's taxonomy places the organism in Eukaryota, Metazoa, Arthropoda, Arachnida, Ixodida, Argasidae. Gene Ontology annotation, molecular function: DNA-binding transcription factor activity, RNA polymerase II-specific; DNA binding. The record is from RefSeq and is a predicted model, not a curated record. Bases 27 to 1229 code for a protein of 400 amino acids. Gene Ontology annotation, biological process: regulation of transcription by RNA polymerase II.